Lagenorhynchus albirostris (white-beaked dolphin) is the source of this 723-nucleotide messenger RNA. RefSeq lists its product as uncharacterized. The record is from RefSeq and is a predicted model, not a curated record. The coding region runs from base 1 to 723 and encodes 240 amino acids. The transcript is spliced from 2 exons. NCBI's taxonomy places the organism in Eukaryota, Metazoa, Chordata, Mammalia, Artiodactyla, Delphinidae.
AUGACAAACUUCCAUGGUACAAAUAAGAAUGGACCAAGGUUUGAGCAGUGCCCACCCUCCACCUUGUACCAUCUAAAACCCCGCUUCGCAGCGCCCACACGACAGCCCCCGGAAGCGGUAAAUACAAACCUGUCUCGCCAAGCCGUGGCUGGAAGAAGCUCUGGAUACAGAUCAGGGGCAGCGGGUGCUCAGGAGCGGCACCCAGUCUACCCCGCGGAGGCCUUAACUCCAGCAGGGCCUUCCGCAGGGAAGCGCGCACGGCGGGCAGAGGCACCGAGCCCUGCAGCGCGCACAGGUCCUCAGAGCGCGAGAAGUCGGCUGCACUGUCCCGGCGCAGCUUCACCCAAUGAUCAUGGCCCGAGCGCAGCCUCGGGGACGCUGGCUGAGGACACGAUGCCCACACCCUCCUGGGGGCCCCGGCUCGCCUCCCGGCCCCUCGGGCGCCCACCGCCCCGCGGCUGCGGCCCCGCAGUGUACGCAGGACCGGCGUCGCAGCCAGAAGACAUCGGGUCACGGGCCUCAGCUAGGCCAGCCCCUCCAUGCCGCGCUCUGGAGACCCCGCUUGGUUUGGUUUUAGCGCCGGCAUCAACGCCCUGCACGCCGCUGGGCCGGGGUUUAAGCCACGAGGGCUGGGCCGUGGGGGCGGGGCUCGAGGACGUCAGCACGCUCGCCGUGCGUCCACUCGCAGCCCCGUCUCCCAUGGUGACGCGGCCUGAGGAGUAA